AUGUCAUUAAAGAAUACAUUAAAAUUACCAGCAGCCCCAAAGGAAAAGGUUAGAAAUAUAACUAAAUUACCAGUACUUGUUGAAGGUGAAGUCGUAACAAACUAUACCCAGAAAGAUACAAGACCAUUUUUUCAAAAAUUAUCUUAUCCAGUAUUUCUAGAUCUCAGCGAAGGCAUUUACUUGCUAGAGAAUGAUGACUUUUUAAAAUCAUGUACAAAUAUUUUAAAAGAAUUAAAUUUAUCAUCAAAUUCAUUUAUUGAAAUUUCAUCAUUAGGUCAUUUGACAAAAUUAAAAAGAUUAGUUUUAAAUAGAAAUAAUCUUAUAGAGUUUUCAAUUCAAGGAUUAUCAUCAUUAGUAUAUUUGGGAUUAUGCAACAAUAGAUUAGACCGUAUUUCAGAUAUGUCAGAAUGUAAAAAACUAACAAACAUCGAUCUUAGCGGUAACAGAAUGUCGGGUGAAGGUUUUGAUCAUUUAGCCAAAUUAAAAUCUCUCAAAGUAUUGGAUGUUUCUAGCAACAGCAUUAACUUGGCAUUCCCAGAGUUUCAAAAGAAAUUUUUAGAACCACUAAAAAAAUCAAAAUCAUUAGAGUAUUUAUCAUUUGAAAAUAAUCCAAUCGAAAAGAGAAUUGAAGAGUUUAGAUUAUUUAUUAUUAAUGAAUUUCCAAAACUUAAAUAUUUAAAUUGGGUUGCCAUUUCAAAAGAUGAAAGAAAUAAAGCAUCGAAAUUAGAAUCAGAAGGUUUCUUUGCUAAACAAAUUCAACAAGCUGCUUCAGCUCCGCUACCAACUUCAAAUCCAACAACUCCAAUAUCCACACCAGCCAAUAAAUCAUUACAAGCUUCACCAUUAAUUUCACCAAAUAGAUCAACAAGCUUUGUUCAACGUAAACCAUCUGUAGGUGCAAAUAUGGUACCAAAACUAUCAACAUUAUCAAGAUCAACUGAUCUUUUAUCCCGUAGUUUAGUUGAUUCUCAACAACAAGCAUCAGUUCCCUCAACACCACAACACCAAUCAAUGAAUAAUAUUUCAACAUCGACAACCACAAUAGUUGCAUCAAGUCAUGAUAGCAGUUCAUCAUCACCAAUGCCAACAAUGACACCAUUCGAUCUUCAGCAAGCUAAAAUUUUAUCAUCAUCACAGGAUCUAUCUUCGCCAUCUACCCCAACAGCUACAGCUUCACAAAUCCUUUCAGAAACUAGACCCUUAACAGAGCUUUCAAAAGAAGAGUCAGAUAACUAUCUUGAUAUUCUUUUAAAUGAAUUACAACCAAACAAUUCAGAUUUCCCAACAUUUGCUUCGGUCAUUGAUCAAAAAGUAUAUUUAGACCUUUUAUAUCGUGCUAUUAUCGAGGAUGGUAUCCCAGAAGAGCUUCUUGAAGAAUGUAAUAAAGACUCAUUGGCUUCAUCCACUACCACUGUUACCUCUGUUCAAGAUUCUUUCUCUAUGGUUAUUGAUAGCAAUAUAGUUGUAUCACCAUCUCUUAUCAAUAUGCCAGAUGACGACGAGGUAUUAGUUGAACAAGAGCCAUUGCCAGAAAUCAUUUCAUCAAUUCCACAAAUGGUUAAGGAAAGAUCAAGAGAAUCACUUAUCGUUACAAUUGAAAGCUCACCAGAACAUCCAUCACAAACUGAUAAUGAAAGCUCUGCACCAAAACUUCCAACAUUAGAAGAAGCAGUCGAACCAAUUUUCACUACAAAACACCCAGAAUCUCCAGUUAUCUCUUCAACUGGUGCAAAAGAUAUUUGGAAGAAAAUUGAUCAAACAAAUAUUACAACUGCCUCACCACCACCAAGCAAACCAUUACCAAAAAGAUUACCUUCACAAUCUUCAUUUAAUAAUGUUACAAACACACACCCACCAACCCAAUCUAUUCUUAAACCAACUGGUAAACCAUUAGCCAAACCACCAACUGGUUCGCCAAGUGGUUCACCACAAAUGAAACCAUUAGCAAAGAACCCAGCCUCAAUUCCACCAAACUCAAUUUCAAAACCAUUGGCCAAACCUCCAACAGGCUCACCAAGUGGUUCACCACAAAUGAAACCAUUAGCAAAAAAUCCAGCCUCAAUUCCACCAAACUCAAUUUCAAAACCAAUCAUUAAACCAAUGAUUAAGAAAGCUCCAGCUAAGCCAUUAGAACCAUUGGUUCAACCACCAACCCAAGAGCAAAUACCAAAUCAAGAACCAUUAGUUCAACAACCACCAGCUCAAGAGCAAACUAAAUUUGUUAAGCAAGUUAACGUUGAUGAUUUUAGUAGUGAAAUUGAAAAAGCAUUAGCAGAUAUUGAAAAUACUUGGAUGAAUACAAAUAAACAAAAUGAACCAAAUAAGCCAGUUAUUCCACAAGAACUUUUAUCGACUAUUUCAUCAAUUUCAAAAGAAGAAAAGGAAGAGUCACCAAUUAAAAAAGUUGAAAAUGCUACAUCAAAACUUGAUGAAAUGAUUCAAGAAUAUCACAAUCCAUCAUCAGCACCAGCAUCUCCAACUAAUACUAGAAAGAGUGUUAAUCAAACUAAACAAAGCUCACCAGGUUCAACUCCACCACCAACAAGAUCCAAUCCACCAACAGUUGCUACUCAACAACCAACACCACCACAAACUUCAUUUGAUCCAUUACAAAGAAUGAUUAAUAAUGAAGUUUCAAGAGUAAACUCAAUCGCUGCUACAGUUCAACCAUUACCAAAUUGGAUUGUACCAGAUGAAAACAUUCAAAUGGGUAGUAAACUAGGCUUGGGUAGUUUUGGUGAUUGCUUUACAGGUAGUGCAUUUGGUAUUCCAACUAUAUUAAAAAAACUUAGAACCCAAAGAUUUACCGAUCAAUUCCUUGGUCAAUUCAAAUUGGAAGUUAGUCAACUUAAAGAUUUACAACAUGAAAAUUUAGUACCAGUAAGUGGAUGUUGUAUGGAUAAUAAUAUUUUAGUAGUCCAUCCAAUGUAUGAUGCAACAAAUCUUCAAACUCUCUUAAACGAUUCAUCCUAUCAAAUUAGUAAUGAAUUUAUCCACAGAGUUUCAUUAGGUGUCGCUAAAGCUUUAACUUAUUUACACAGCCUCGAUAUUGUUCAUCGUGCAUUAAAACCAAACAACAUUUUAAUCGAAAAUCGUACUGGUAAUGUCUUGAUUCGUGACUAUGCCUUUGCUUUUGUUAAAGAUGGUGUUUUCCGUACUGGUCAACAAAGUAGCCCAUACUUGGCUCCUGAAAUUAUUACCAGCCAAUGUAACUCCUAUGAUACUCUCAGUGAUCAAUUCAGUUUCUCCAUGAUCCUCUUACAAUUGUUUACUCGUUCCCCAAUUUUCCCAGAUAUUCAUAUUAGUCGUAUUAGUGAUACCAUUUUAUCUGGUGUUCGUCCAGAAAUUCCAGAAAACAUCCCAACUGUAUUUAAUCGUUUAAUCCGUGCCUGUUGGAACCCAGAUGCUUCAUCAAGACCUACUUUCCUUACAAUUUCAAAGAUUCUUUCUCAACCAUUCCAACGUAUUUUCGCUCUUUCACCAUCUGCUUCAAUUGCUAAACCAACUAUUUCAACUGGAACCACCCAAGUUCAAGCCGGAGCCAAUUCCCCAUCAUCAAACAUUGCUGCCAAACACCAAUUCUCUGAAACUGGUGAGCUUAAUAGAAAGAUGUUAUUGGUAUUAGAACGUAUUCUCACCAUGCUCAAUGAACCAAACCAAGAUUCACUUAAACGUGCCCUUAAAGCUUUAGAAAGUUUAAGCUCACCAGAAAAUCACUCACAAAUGGUUGGUAUUGGUUUAAUGAAGUCUCUUUGCUCUAUAACUAAUCAUCCAGGUAUUGAAGAACAAUUAUUAAGAGUCAUCUACUCACUUUCUACUAACGAACAACUAUCAAACGAAUUUAUUGAAGCUGGUGGUUUUGCUCCUCUUUCAAGAUUUAUUGCCUCUGAUAAUCCAAACAUUGUAUUGAAUACCAUUAAACUCGUCUCUGUAUUAGCUGAUGAACAACAUUUACUUCAACUCAAAUAUAGUGGUAUUCUCAAUACACUCACUGCCCUCCUCUAUAGUGAUGAUGAAACUAUUUUAAUUCAAUCAGUAGGCGCAAUGUCACGUGUUCUUUUAAACGAAGAAAACCAAAAUCAUUUCAUUCAAUUAAAUGGUUUAACUGUUCUUUUGGAACUAUUAAAUUCAAACAAUACCAGUCUUUCAAUGAGAGCUUUAUUAGCCCUUUGCUGCCUAAUUUCAAAUGAAAAUUGCAAAUCUCAAUUACACAAUGCCGGUAUUAUUCCAAAACUUAUGGAACUCUUAUCAUCACCACAAAAACUUUUAAGACUUCACUCACUCAAAAUUAUUGAAACCAUGGCCAAAGAUAAUGAAUUUAGAAAACUCUUAAUUGAAGAAAGAUGCAUCCAAUUAUUGGUUCAUUUAUUAGCUUCUUCCAAUCAAGAUGAUACCUGCCCACCUAUCCUUUUAUGUUUAGCCUCAUUAUUAAGAUAUCACGGUAUUGCAUAUGAAGAUUUCCACCAAGCUCAAGGAAUUAAUCACAUUGUUAAAUUAAUAAACUACAACCAACAACCAGAAAUUUUAGAAGGAAUCUUUGAAGUAGUUUACUCUUUAAUUAAUCACGAACCAUCAAGAAAUCAAUUAAAAUCAAUCAUCCCACAAAUGGUCGAAAUUCUUUCAAACUCUUCUUGCAAACCAUCAUUAAUUGUUUUGAUCCUCCGUUGCUUAACACUAUUCUCAUCACAAAGCUCAUGUAUCGAAACUAUCGAACAAACUAUGGCUGUUUCAAUCGUAUCAACUUUAUUAUUACGUUUCGAGAAAAAUUAUGAAGUUAAAAUUACCAGCUUAAAAUUCAUCAGUUCAUUAGCUAAAAUGAAUAGCAAACUUUCAAUGAACAUUCAUAUUAUGGGAAUUCUUCAAAUUUUAGUUAAUAAUUUAGAAGAUAAAGCAAGCUCGAUCAAAGAUGAGGCCAUUUCAACAAUAUCUUGGUUAACAUCCUCUGCUGAAUGUAGAUCAGUUUUAUUACAAAAGAAUACUUUGAAAUUCUUAAUAGAUUUUAUAGGUACAACUAGAAAUGUAGAUAUUUUAGAAAGAUUAAUUUGGGCAAUUUCUUUCUUUGCUUUAGAUGAACAAGGUCAAGCUAUUAUUAGAGAAUCAAACAAAUGUUUAGAAUUUAUUAUAAGCUGUUUAGAUAGAAACGAAGAAGUAUUUAAAACUCUUGCUAUUAAAACUAUUUUAAUUCUAGUCCAAAAACCAAUAAAUCACAAUGCUCUUAAAAAGGUUGGUGUUGAUUUCCAAUUACAAGUUUUACAAUCAUCUUCAAAUAAAUCGAUCCAACUUGCAUCAAGAAAAAUUUUAUCAUUAUUAAAUCAAUAA
Dictyostelium purpureum is the source of this 5319-nucleotide messenger RNA. RefSeq lists its product as uncharacterized. The transcript has 2 exons. Bases 1 to 5319 code for a protein of 1772 amino acids. Lineage: Eukaryota; Evosea; Eumycetozoa; Dictyosteliales; Dictyosteliaceae. The record is from RefSeq and is a predicted model, not a curated record. Gene Ontology annotation, molecular function: ATP binding; protein binding; protein kinase activity. Gene Ontology annotation, biological process: protein phosphorylation.